GAACAACAAAGAGCCGGCAACGUUGGAUAUAAAAGGAUGGACGUUCGGCAACCAACAGUACCAGAGUUAAAAAAGCCAAGUUAAAGAAGAAACUUGCUUUGUGAAUCAUAAAGAAACAUGGUUCUGCUGAAGAUCUCCGCUUUCUUUGUGGUUUGUGCUGUUUUUGUAUGUCAGAUAAACCGUUCCCAUGCAGUUCCCCUCAGAUCUGUGCUGGAGUCAGCUUCAGGCAGGGUGGCGCUCAAUGAUUACGAAGUUCGACGACUACUGAAUGCGCUCGUUAAGGAAUUCAUUCAAAUGAUGGCAGAAGAGCUGGAACAAGAAGUAGCCGAUGCCAAUAGCUUGGAUAGAUCCAUUGUCAAACGGUGCACGGGUCUGAGCACUUGUGUGGUGGGAAAGUUGUCCCAGGAGUUGCACAAAUUACAAACCAUCCAGCGCACUGACGUAGGAGCGACAACUCCUGGCAAGAAAAGGAACAUUCUCACCGAGCUGGAAAACGAACGCUAUUCAAACUACGGAGAGCCACUUGGAAGCAACUAAUCGUUUGUUGUGAUGCAUGAAUCUUAAAUGCUUGAAUGAUAAACAGCCUGAUUAAGUGCUAUGUUUCUUUUCCAUCUCAAUUUUUGACGAAGAAUUCUAGACAUGGACAUAAAUUAGAAUAGUGUAUUAACCGUUAUUAUAGCUUUAAUAUAGUUUUAGCUUUAAAACUGAUUUUCUCAUUAUAGAGUUUUACUGCCUUCUGCGCCAAACAGCGUGUCAUUAAAUGAAUGCUUCUUCGUGCAUAACGUGGGUCUUUUUUCAAUAAACUUAUUUUUCUACCUGGAACAUUUUUUCCUAUUAUGUGCUAGACUCAAGGAUUCAAGAUGCAAUGACUUUUAAUAAUUAGUGCAGAAGUUUCACUCUUUCACAUUACCAUUUUUGAAAUGAGAAACUUUAUAAAUAUCCAAAAGCUACUUCUGUUUUUGGUGAAUUAGACAUUUUUAAAAGUCAAAGGCCAGUUUCCUUCCGUCAUGUAUAAUGUUUAAUUGCAAUUGGAUAUUUAUAAGUAACGAUAUUCAGUGAAAAUUAAAAAAAGUCAAUUGAUCCAACACUCAUUGCAACGUUUAGAUGAUGUACUGAUUGCUCUAAUAAAGGCAAACUUCAAAGUA
Molecule: messenger RNA, 1145 nt
Organism: Rhincodon typus (whale shark)
Lineage: Eukaryota; Metazoa; Chordata; Chondrichthyes; Orectolobiformes; Rhincodontidae
Gene: calca
Product: calcitonin/calcitonin-related polypeptide, alpha
Exons: 4
Coding region: 118-537 (139 amino acids)
Cellular component (GO): extracellular region
Molecular function (GO): calcitonin receptor binding; hormone activity
Source: RefSeq, a predicted model, not a curated record